CAAGACGCGCUUUGGACACGACAUAUAAAGCGGAGGAAGCAAGGCGGGCCCGUUUCACUCUCAGGUGUUGGCACAACCUGGAGAAGAAAUGAGCCCCGCAGAUGCAUCUAACAGCACGGCAGAAUGGGAGCCUGAUGAAGUCGGUUUGUUGAAUCUGCCCAAUGGAAGCAUGGAUUUAAACCAACAUGGUUUCCACUCAGACAUUACCAAGCACCUUGCAGUGCAGAUCACCCUCAUCACAGCGUAUUCUCUCAUCAUCCUGCUGGGACUUCUCGGGAAUGCUCUUGUUAUUUACAUGAUCAUCCGCUACAGAAACAUGCGAACUGUUACCAAUUUCUUCAUUGCCAACUUGGCACUCGCAGAUUUGCUGGUGGACACUUUGUGCCUGCCCUUCACGCUGGUCUACACCCUGCUAGAUGAGUGGAAGUUCGGUGCGCUGCUGUGCCAUAUGGUGCCCUUCGCCCAGGCUCUGAGCGUGCAUGUAUCCAUCCUGACUCUGACGGUCAUUGCUCUGGAGCGGUACCGUUGCAUCGUCUUCUACUUGGGCCAGCGCCUCACGUGGCAGUCCAGCUUUCUCAUCAUGGCUUUCACUUGGACCAUCUCAGCGAUCCUGGCGGCACCCCUGGCUAUCUUCAGAGAGUACCGCUAUGAAGAGAUCCCCUCCGUUAAUCUACACUUUGCCGUGUGUUUCGAGAAGUGGCCGCACGGGACCGGCAGGGAUGGCGUCAUCUACAGCCUUUCCAUGCUGCUUCUACAGUACAUUAUCCCUCUAGCAGUCAUCAGUUAUGCUUAUAUUUGCAUCUGGGUCAAGUUGAAGAAUCACAUCAGCCCAUCUACUCGCAAUGAUAGCAUCAUGCGUCGCAAAAAGACCACUAAGAUGUUGGCUCUGGUGGUGGUAGUGUUUGCCAUCUGCUGGUUGCCCUUCCAUGUAUUUCAGCUGGCCAGCGAUCUGGACCUGGUUCUCAUGUUCGAGGAGUAUAAAUUGAUUUACACAGUGUUCCAUAUUGUCGCUAUGUGUUCCACUUUUGCUAACCCGCUCCUCUACGGUUGGAUGAAUAAGAACUAUAGAAAUGGAUUCUUAAUGGUUUUCCGCUGUGAGGAUAAGCCAGAUUCUUUCCAUCCCGAGGGGUCCUUUAGAACUCGCUCUAUGAGGCGACAAACGCUCAACGGUCGUAAUGGUGGACACCCGCCGACUGCUGUAUGAGAAGCCGGGAGACGUUGGAAAAUGUUGCUAUUUUGCAGCAACUGUGGUACAAAUUUGGGAUGGGCAUUCGUCAAAAUUUCUCUGAUAUUUUUCUAAGAAAAUUGGAGAAUUUCUUUCAGUCAAUCCUUUUCUCUGAAUGUUCUGAACUGCUGUUUCCAUGUCAGUGCUGUAUUGAGAAAAAUAAUGCUGCAUGCAGUGGUGCGUUUAUUCAUUUGGAAAACUCAGUCAAGGGUCCUUUCCCAUCAGUGUACUGCAAAGGUUUUUUCAAUAUUAAUGGUUAUCAUCAUAAACAAAGGAUGAGUUUAAGAAAAUUCUAUAUUUUCUGAGUGAGACUAAAUUUACAAAUGAUCAACGCUUUAACUGUAAGUGAUAAGAGCAUUAAUCAACAUUGUGUAGUAGACCAUUUGGAUUGCUUAAUAACUCAUGUGAUGAAAAGCAUCACUCAUGUCACUCUCCACUUCAUAUCUCCUACGUCCUCCUUAGCUGACACUGACAGCAGCACUACUGCAACUGGCCUGGUCUGGUUCUUGCUGUUGUUGGUUAAACAGUCAUUGUCCUGAAUUAAGUCAGCAAUAUGAUGAUAGAAUAGUCCAUUGCAUUAGAAGCAGCAGGCGCACUGAAACAAUGAUUGAUUUGGCAUUUUGUUCUUAGGUUUUAAGAGUGUAAAUUAGAACUUUUUUUUUUUUUUGCUUUUAAUCUAAGAAAAUGUUUUCAUUCGUUCUACCCGUGCCUGCGUGGGUUUUCUCCAGGGACUCCAGUUUUCUCCCACAUCCCAAAAACAUGCGUGGUAGGCUGAUUGAACACUCUAAAUUGUCCGCAGGUAUGAGUGUGUGCAUGAAUGGUUUUAUGUCUGUUUGUACCCUGCGAUUGGCUGACAACCAAUUCAAGGUGUACCCCGCCUACUGCCCGUAGUUAGCUGGGAUAGGCUCCAGCACCUCUGCGACCCUCGUGAAGAAAAGCGGCAUGGAAAAUGAAUGAAUGAAUGUUAUUAUUCAGUUUAUGAGACAUUUCGGGAACCUUGGAAAUCUCGGGGCCCAAGGCAAUUGUCUGUUUUUCCUUUAUGGCAAGUCUGCCCCCGGCUGCUUCCUGGAGAAAUUGGUAGCAUGGAUGUAGCUGUCAUGUCAUUGUGUUUUUCAUAGUCUAAAAACAAAUUGAGUCUGAAUAACAGCAUCUCCGCUGGUGGCAAAUAAGCAGUACACUCCAUUUUGUCUCAACUGAUGUGAUCAUUCAAUAUUUUCAUAUAAUGCACAGAAUUUAUUACGCUUAAUUGAUCAAUGAACAGAUUCUUAAGCCCAUCCCUGGUACAAAUGUAGCCUUUUGACCUCAACCAACUGGCCUUGAGUUUACAUCAUGCUUUAUGUAAAGCAAUUAUUUCAUUUGUGAAUGUUCAUAGUGAACGCAGUGUUUUCAAAUAAUGCGCACUAGUGUGUUAACUACUCCUGUAAUCUGUAUAAAGUGUUACUUAUCAAUGCACAUGACUUAUCAUCUGCAUUUAUUGAACUAUGUGUCCUAUUUCAAGUAGGAAAAAGUUGUUCUUGUAAUUACAAGGCAAAUUAAUUUUUUCAAAAAUUCAUUUCUUUUAAGAUGACUUUUUUUGUGAAGGAGUUUACUGCAAACCAAGUGGCAUUCAAAUCCAUUUAAGGACUCCACAGAAGGUUGCUGCUGCUUCGCUGUCUCCACAGGAACUUAAUGAUUUUGACCUGAAAGUGCUCCAGAUCAGAUGCACAGCCAUGAUUCCUUAUGAUGGAAGUGAAAAAAGGAAUCAUAUGAAUAAAGUGGAACAAGGUGUCUUGGAAAGUGUGCAAUAGUGCUUUUAAAAGGGAUUUCGAUUAAGAAUCUUGAUUUUUUUUUUUUUUUUUUAAUAACUCAGCUUCCGAAGUGCAUGUGCUUUUUGCUGGUUGUGUUUUAUCAAUAAGACAGCUUACACCCAUCAGUUAAACUAUCAAUGAAAAAGUGUAACACCAUGUCUCUCAAUAACUGUGUCAUUGUAAGUGUGGGUAAAAACAACAAAGACAGCAGCUUGUGGUGUCAGGCAUAUAAGCCCCAUACAAACAGGCACAGAAAAACAGUUUGUUGAGCUAAAUAACCCCGCCCAUAAACUUUUGGGUUGCUUUCUGGACAAUGCAACAGAGGAUUUAAACGCAAAUAAAGAAUUUGAAAAGAAAACAAUUGUGGCUUAUGCUGAGGGUGUACUG
This is a messenger RNA of Corythoichthys intestinalis (scribbled pipefish), 3399 nucleotides long. RefSeq names its product neuropeptide Y receptor Y7 (gene npy7r). Gene Ontology annotation, biological process: G protein-coupled receptor signaling pathway. Lineage: Eukaryota; Metazoa; Chordata; Actinopteri; Syngnathiformes; Syngnathidae. The transcript has 2 exons. Gene Ontology annotation, molecular function: neuropeptide Y receptor activity; neuropeptide binding. Bases 89 to 1204 code for a protein of 371 amino acids. The record is from RefSeq and is a predicted model, not a curated record. Gene Ontology annotation, cellular component: neuron projection; plasma membrane.